Messenger RNA from Equus quagga, 948 nucleotides. RefSeq names its product olfactory receptor 2G3-like. Gene Ontology annotation, cellular component: membrane. The coding region runs from base 1 to 948 and encodes 315 amino acids. The transcript has a single exon. NCBI's taxonomy places the organism in Eukaryota, Metazoa, Chordata, Mammalia, Perissodactyla, Equidae. Gene Ontology annotation, molecular function: G protein-coupled receptor activity; olfactory receptor activity. The record is from RefSeq and is a predicted model, not a curated record. Gene Ontology annotation, biological process: G protein-coupled receptor signaling pathway.
AUGCAGGGCCUUGGCAAACAGAACCACAGCUCUGUGUCCGAGUUCCUCCUCCUUGGCUUCUCCAGUGAAUCACAGAUCAGAAUGGCCCUGUUCACCUUCUUUCUCCUCCUCUAUCUCAUCACCCUUUUGGGCAACGGACUGAUCAUCACCCUGAUCUACCUGGAUUCACGCCUCCACACACCCAUGUACUUCUUUCUCAGUAUUCUCUCCUUGGUGGACGUGAGCUAUAUCACCACAACUGUGCCUCAGAUUUUGGUUAAUAUGACGCAUCCAAGGAGGACCAUCUCCUGGGGAGCUUGUGUAGCCCAGAUGUUCAUCUUCUUGGUCCUAGGCAUUGCUGAGUGUGUCCUCUAUGCCAUUAUGGCCCUUGACAGGUAUGUGGCCAUUUGUUUCCCCCUUCACUAUACCCUACUCAUGAGCCAUCCCAUUUGUAUCAAGAUGGUCAUAGUCUGUUGUUUCAUUAGCAUAGCUGGGGCUCUGAUCUACACUAUCUUCACCAUGCGUCUGCCUUAUUGUGGCCCCCAUGAGAUAAACCACUUCUUCUGUGAGGCCCCUGCUGUUCUGAAAUUAGCCUGUGCAGACACAUCCCUCAAUGACCAGGUGGACUUCAUCUUGGGUUUCAUCCUGCUUUUGGUCCCACUCUCCCUCAUCCUGGCCUCAUAUGUCUGCAUCUUUGCUUCCAUCUUAAGAAUCCGUUCAUCCCAGGGAAGGCUUAAGUCCUUCUCUACGUGUGCUUCUCACAUCACUGUGGUCACCAUGUUCUAUGGGCCAGCCAUGAUCAUGUACAUGAGGCCUGGCUCCUGGUAUGACCCAGAGAGGGACAAAAAGCUAGCACUGUUCUAUAACGUUGUCUCUGCCUUCCUCAACCCCAUCAUCUAUAGCCUCCGGAACAAGGAUGUAAAGGGGGCCUUUCUGAAAGUAUUUGGUGACAGAGGGACAGCUCAGUGA